Messenger RNA from Monopterus albus (swamp eel), 1906 nucleotides. RefSeq names its product SUMO1 activating enzyme subunit 1 (gene sae1). Gene Ontology annotation, molecular function: SUMO activating enzyme activity. The record is from RefSeq and is a predicted model, not a curated record. Gene Ontology annotation, cellular component: cytoplasm; SUMO activating enzyme complex. Bases 733 to 1770 code for a protein of 345 amino acids. The transcript has 10 exons. Gene Ontology annotation, biological process: protein sumoylation. NCBI's taxonomy places the organism in Eukaryota, Metazoa, Chordata, Actinopteri, Synbranchiformes, Synbranchidae.
UGGAAAGAAACCCCGUUGUUUUAUUAGCUCAAGUUCUCACGAGUGGUAUUUGGGCAACGUUAAAGACAACGAACAGAAUUCAAGUGCGUAGAGACAUGUUGCUUCGCAUUGGCAAUACACAUAGGCCAACAGAACGGAUUAUGAGAUAAUUCAAUAGCAACAUAUUGAUCAUAUAACAAUCACCACGCUGCUCUGGCGAUGUUUGUUAGCGCUAUAUUUAAUUCAACAGCGCAGCGAUGGGAAAUGCCAAUGAAUAACAUCAUCGUUAACAAAAGCCAUUAGCAGUUAGCUUAGCCUCGCUCUUGCCAAAUGUCAUUGCUAGCAUUAGCUAACAAGCUAGGGUAGGCCCGCCAUUAAGCGAAAGAGAGUCGUUUGGAAUUUUUGCACCUGCAGCGUUACAGUAAUUGUCACCGCACAUUCUUAUUUAAAUUACCGUUAACUAAUUAGUUGGUUAAUAGUUCUUAACAAUGGUCUAGUAAUUAACCGAUGCUUUAUAAUCGCUGAAAGUUUAGAGUAUGGCGGUGAAAGUAUGAUCAGCUGUUUCGACCUCGUCUUUUUUUCUUCAGACAAGAUGGCUUGAGUCGAUUGAUCGUUGAUUGUGGUAACGUAAUAAAAUACAGGGAAUAACGGUUAUCCCAGGUGCUAUUUGGACUCCCAGUUGGCGUUGUCGUGUCGACAUGGCGUUCUUUACCUCUGUACUCGUUUCCAGAAAAGUGAACCGAAAUUAUCGAUAUGAUUGAGAAGGAGGACCCGGUCAUCAGCGAGGAGGAGGCUGCACAGUACGACCGCCAGAUCCGACUGUGGGGGCUGGAUGCUCAGAAGAGGCUGCGAGGGUCCCGUGUGCUCCUGGCUGGUUUAGGUGGUUUGGGGGCUGAAGUGGCCAAGAACUUAAUCUUGGCUGGAGUUAAAGGAAUCACUUUGCUGGAUCAUGACCAGGUGUCAGAGGGGUCAUGUCGAGCUCAGUUCCUGGUUCCAGUGACGGCGCAGGGUCAAAAUCGGGCCCAGGCCUCUCUGGAGCGAGCGCAGAGCCUCAACCCGAUGGUGGAGGUCCAUGCUGACCCUGACAGAGCUGACAACAAACCAGAUGACUUCUUUCUGCAGUUUGAUGCGGUGUGUCUGACAGGCUGCUCCAGAGACCUGAUGGUGCGGGUCGACCAGCUCUGUUCUCAGCGCAACAUCAAGGUCUUCUGUGGUGACGUCUAUGGUUACUAUGGUUACAUGUUCUGCAACCUCGGACAGGAGCACAACUAUGUCGAGGAGAAACCUAAACUAGUGAAACCAACUGGAGAGUCCAACAAUGGUCCGGAGGCGAAGAGAGCCAAGGUGGACCCCAACCAGACCACCAUGGUGAAAAAGACGGCCAGCUUCUGUACUCUGAAGGAGGCUCUGGAGGUUGACUGGACGAGUGAGAAGGCCAGAGCCGGUCUGAAGCGUACACCAGUGGACUACUUUCUGCUUCACGUUCUGUUGAAGUUUCGUACAGACAAGGGCCGUGACCCUGACCCACAGUCCUUUGCGGAUGACAGUCAGCUCCUGAGACAGAUCCGUGAUGAUGUCCUUGAGGCCUUGGGAGUGAGCAGUGACCUCUUGAAUGAUGAUUUCAUCAGCUACUGUUUCUCUGAGAUGUCCCCGGUCUGCGCUGUCGUGGGAGGAGUUCUGGGACAGGAAGUUGUCAAGGCUCUUUCCCAGCGAGAUGCUCCUCACCGGAACUUUUUCUUCUUCGAUGGUCGUAAAGGCAACGGCGUGGUCGACUACUUCGGAUCAAACUAAACCAUCACACCUGUGCACAGGACGGUUUCACACACAAAUCAAGUCCAGCAAACCUCUGUCUUCUUUUCUUACUUUGCUCCCUCAGAUUAUUUAUACCAGCACCUGCUCCACUAGUAAUAAAAGUCAUUUGUUAUUC